UAAAUUUAGAGUGUAACACAAAUACACACACAGGGGAAAUACCAGACACACCUUGGGGAAAGAGAACUGUCAUUACACGAAAGGAGGAAAAAUAAAGAUACACGCGGUUGUAAUUUGGAGAUUAAAUUCGACUUUAAUUUAGCGAUUUAAACCCGGAAUAUAACACAACAUUUGGCGACGAGUGGAAAAACGAACCCCAAGAAGCGUGGAAGUGAUCUGGAUUGAAUUCGGCCGCGGAAAACGUUAAAUCGGUGCGGAAGUCGGCACGCCAAGGGAGCCGUUCGACAACAUAAACAAAGCAGAAAAGAAGAAGUAACCAAUUCGGACGACAAGAGGAGGAUUCAAUUCGUUUGAAUUUGGCGAAGAUGGAAGGAGGAAACAACGCAGGUUUGGCACCGUUCGUUCCCGGGGACACGUCCACCGUCUCCGCCCGAUGGAAGAAAUGGAAACGUUCGUUUGAAAUCUUUCUGGACGUAAACAACGUCGCAAUCGCCGCACGCAAGAAGUCGUACCUCCUCCACUACGUUGGACCGCUGGUUCAGGAUGUGUACUUCAGCUUGCAGGGCGAUAACGAACCGGAUGUUCCGACGGGCUCCGACGUGUUUCAAGAGGCGCUGAAGCUGCUGGACGAGUACUUCCUGCCGAUGAAGUGUCUCCCGCUGGAGCGGCACAAAUUCCGAAACCUUGUUCAAGCCGGCGACGAGCCCGUCGAAUGUUUCGUCCUCCGGCUGCGAGAGCAAGGCAACCUCUGCGAGUAUGGUGACCACUUGGACGAAGAAAUCAAGGAGCAGAUUUUCGAGAAAGGCGCGUCGGAUGAUCUGCGCGCGAAGAUUUUAAAUAAGCCUCAGAUGACUCUGGCCGAAACAGUUGAAGCUGGUCGUUCGUUGGAGACAAUCGGAAAGCACAAGAACAAUUCGGCACUGGGCCCGGCACCAGUGGAGAGCAGUGUGGAGGUUAACAAAAUCCGAUCGAGGACUCGGCUGAACCGGGAGUGCUAUCGUUGCGGCAAGUUGGGUCAUUUCGCCAACGAUGAGAACUGCCCGGCGAAAGACCAGAAGUGCAAGCGCUGCGGCAUGGUGGGACACUUUAAGAGUUGCUGCAAGACGAAGAAGCACACAUCAACGAAGGGAAAGCGGCUGCGGCAGGUGACUGGUCGACGCGGAAGUGACUCGGAGGACUCGGACGAAUCGGAGCAGCAAAGUGAUGACUCGGAGGAGGAGAGCGUCCAGUAUUUGUUUGCAACAGAGCCAGGACGAAAAGGUACAGUUGCCUGCACUGUGGGAAGCGUUCGUACUAACUUUGUGAUUGAUUCGGGUGCCGGCGUUAACGUAAUCGACCGACGAACCUGGGAGCAACUCAAGAAAGAAAAAGUCCGCGUCAAGUCCCAAAAGCCUUUGGUGAAGAAAACUUUGCUUUCGUAUUCUGGCCAUCCCGUUGAAGUUGCUGGAAUGUUCUCGGCGGAAGUGGCAACAAAGAGGACGUCCACUGUUGCUAAGUUCUACGUUGCCGAAAACGGAAACUGCUGCUUGCUGGGUCGGAAGACGUCAGAAGCGCUCGGAAUACUAAACAUCAAUACGGAAGCGUGCGCUCCGCUCACACAGGAAGGUCGUGCAGCGGCUAUUAAGUUGAAAUGUCAGCUGGAAUAGAACGAGACUAGAGGACGAUACGGAGCUGGAAGCGAGUCGAAGCCAAACGGAUACUUUUCGAGCAAACCGGAAGAAGGAGAGAUUGUUGUGUUCUGAGGAAACUAAAUUUAGAGUGUAACACAAAUACACACACAGGGGAAAUACCAGACACACCUUGGGGAAAGAGAACUGUCAUUACACGAAAGGAGGAAAAAUAAAGAUACACGCGGUUGUAAUUUGGAGAUUAAAUUCGACUUUAAUUUAGCGAUUUAAACCCGGAAUAUAACACAACAGUGUAUAGUACCUUUAACAAAAUAUUCUAGAAGUGAAGACACAGAUUGAACUUGACAUGCUGACCAGGAACGGAAAAUCAAAGCAUCGAAGUCACUCGAGGCGGGGUACGAUCUAGAGAUCCUAAAUCCCAUUUAGGGUCUCUAGUACGAUGCCCCGUUCUUUUGGAUUGGUAACCAAAAAUUCUAACCACUAGGCAAAGGUGACUAAGUUUAGAUUGGAAUACUGCCCCAAGUAACCGUCCAGCACUAAAACAAAAACUUAAUCAGCAAUUGUUCAGCACUCUAAUGCAUGUUAGUCGUGCACCGGCACGUCUUAAUGCAGAUCAGCACUAAGAUUGUAGCACUCAGUAUUGCUGAAUAAGUGCUGCUUAAGUGCUGGUGCUGGCAACUAUGCUCAUCGGUUUUCUAAAAACUGGCAACUAGGCCUUGCACACGUAGGAAGAGGGAGUGAGACAGCAGAAAUGUCAACAUUUUCUUACCAUCAGUUUGUUUGAGUUUGCUGGAUUAAAAAUAUAUCAAAACUUGUUCCUUGUAACUUAUUUUUCUCCCUGGCAAGGAUCUAGAUAUGUAGAAGGUCGACUCACAGCAGUCCUGCGAUGGAAAUUUGCCAUCAUUCUUUUCCGGGAGACGUGACGACGUUAGGGCCGGAAACCCGUAUUAAAUAGAAUCAGCCUAGGAAUCAGCCGGUAUAGUGGACAUGCAGUCCUGGAUGUGUAAAAAAAAACCAUCAUUGGCAAAAAAAAUCAACUCCAAGGCAUCUGGGUAUCAUAGUGUUUCGACGACUUCAACUUCCGGGUACUUCUUCUGGUCUAACAUAUAAUCAAUUUUCGUCGUGUUCCCCACGGGUUUGUUUCGAGUGUUUUUUAUUUCUUGCGUGUAAUUCUUUACUGUGUGAAAUAAAAUGUUAUAUGAUGUACAAAAUGAUUUCACUUCGUUGUUUAAUUGAUCCAAUCUUGAGCAACCAUUGCACUUACAAAAAGCGUAAUGAUUGAACAUGGUGAUGUUAUCAUUCAAGUCGAUACCAAGUUGCAAAAUCAAAUCAAUGAUCCACUUCCAAUUUAGACGAGAGGAUAAAGGCUUCAGGAACAGAUCUACCCCCAGCGAUGGCAGCUUGCAACUUCUGGUAUCAACUCCCGGACAA
Molecule: messenger RNA, 3059 nt
Organism: Culex pipiens pallens (northern house mosquito)
Lineage: Eukaryota; Metazoa; Arthropoda; Insecta; Diptera; Culicidae
Exons: 2
Coding region: 366-1646 (426 amino acids)
Molecular function (GO): nucleic acid binding; zinc ion binding
Source: RefSeq, a predicted model, not a curated record